Molecule: messenger RNA, 7622 nt
Organism: Solea solea (common sole)
Lineage: Eukaryota; Metazoa; Chordata; Actinopteri; Pleuronectiformes; Soleidae
Gene: dip2a
Product: disco-interacting protein 2 homolog A
Exons: 39
Coding region: 426-5228 (1600 amino acids)
Cellular component (GO): cell surface
Source: RefSeq, a predicted model, not a curated record
CGGCUGCUGUUGCUAUGAUGCAAUGGCGACUGCGCCGUGGGAAGUGAGCGAGGAGUUGAAUGAGUUCUCUCCACAGUUGAAGGGAGGCAGUCGCCGCCGACAACAGCGCUGACGGGCAGACACGCAGACAGACAGCAAGGCAAGGAGACUCGGACAGUGGCUCCGUCCCCGCCACUCUCCAUGGAAACACGCAGCCAGGCGUGUGUGCUAGCCCCGCAGCUAGCCGUGUCAUGACGCUUUUAGAGAUUUCUCUCACAUCUGUGCGACAUCGCAGCAGCAGCAGCAACGAGACAGGAUAAGCACCAACACCCUGUUCGCCCUCCUCAGCCGAAACCCAGUGAAGGGAGGUGUUGCCGGUAUAGUUCCCUCCCCGGUGCCGUUGUUCCUCCUCGGUUGGACCCAUUCGUGCUUCAUACUGGAUAACCAUGGCAGAGAGGACCUCGGCCGGAUUGUUAACCAUGAUGAUGGAGCCCACCCCGGCUGUCGCGAUGACCCUGCCGGCAGAGGUGCGGGAGAAGCUGGCGGAGCUGGAGCUGGAGCUUUCUGAAGGGGACAUCACUCAGAAGGGCUAUGAGAAGAAAAGAGGCAAGCUGUUGGCACCGUACAUCCCACAGAUACAAGGUGUAGAUCCAUCGCUGCAAAUUGACAACAGAAUCCAGGCGUCCUCACAAGCUGUGAUUCCAGGCUCCAAACACAAUAAGUCACGAGCUGCCAACACCCGGGAUGAACGCUUCAGAUCUGAUUUGCACACAGAAGCCGUCCAAGCAGCCUUGGCCAAGUACAAAGAGAGGAAGAUGCCCAUGCCAUCUAAGAGACGAUCUGUGCUAGUUCAGUCAUCUGUCGAGGCAUGCACCCCACCAGACACUUCCUCAGCAUCGGAAGAUGAGGGCUCACUACGCCGGCAGGGUCGUCUGGCCACCUCCACACCCUACCAGGGCCACGGCCACCCAGCCGUUGAGCACUGGUUUAAUCGUGUCAUCCAGGGUUCGUCCACCUCAUCCUCUGCGUCAUCCACCUCAUCCCACCCGGGAGGGAGAUCCGUCACCAACACCACUGCCCACGCAGCCCUCAACGCCAACGCCACAGCUACUGCACUGGCCGACCUCAUGGCACACACCCAGCUAGAUAACCACUCAGCACCCCCUGAUGUGACAGGGCUGUCGGAGAACUCCUCAAUUCAUGCAGAGCGGCCCCAGGUGGCCUCAGUGCGAAGCAUUUCCCGCAGCUACAACUACAACACCAGGGUUAUGGAGACUGCGGAUGGCUGUGAGUGGAGUGAAGGAUCCCUCAGUUUAACGGAUGGUGUUCCAGUCAACAGCCGCGUCUCCUCCAAAAUUCAGCAGCUGCUCAACACUCUGAAGAGACCAAAGCGACCGCCUCUGCGAGAGUUCUUUUUGGAUGACUUUGAGGAGCUGUUGGAUGUCCAGCAGCCAGAUCCCAACCAGCCAAAACCAGAGGGCCAGCUGAUGAGUCCCCUUGAAGGAGAACCUCUUGGUGUGGUCACCAAUUGGCCUCCCUCGUUGCCAGCAGCCUUACAGCGGUGGGGUACGACGCAGCCCAAGAGUCCCUGCCUGACAGCACUUGACAAUGCUGGCAAGCCUGUCUACACACUCACCUAUGGUAAACUCUGGACCCGCUGUCAGAAACUGGCGUACACUCUUCUCAACAAGCUGAGCACCAGAAAUGAACCUUUGCUAAUGCCCGGAGACAGAGUUGCACUUGUUUUCCCUAACAACGAUCCAGUGAUGUUCAUGGUGGCCUUCUACGGCUGUCUUCUGGCAGAGCUGGUACCUGUGCCCAUUGAGGUGCCACUGACCAGAAAGGAUGCUGGAAGUCAACAGAUUGGCUUUUUGUUGGGCAGCUGCGGCGUCACAUUGGCACUGACCACUGAUGCUUGUCAGAAGGGCCUGCCCAAAGCACAAACUGGGGAGGUAGCCACUUUCAAAGGCUGGCCGCGGUUGCUGUGGUUUGUGACAGAUGGAAAACAUGUUGUGAAGCCUCCGAAAGAUUGGCAUCCUCCAAUGCGUGAAGCCAGUAAUGACAUCGCCUACAUAGAGUAUAAAACCAGCAAAGAAGGAAGCACCAUGGGGAUCACAGUGUCGCACUCAGCCAUGCUGGCUCACUGUCACGCCCUCACACAGGCCUGCGGCUACACUGAAGCUGAGACCAUAACCAAUGUCCUGGACUUCAAGAGGGAAGCAGGUUUAUGGCAUGGUGUUCUUACUAGCGUCAUGAACAGGAUGCAUGUGAUCAGCAUCCCUUACUCCCUGAUGAAAGUCAACCCACUCUCCUGGAUACAGAAGGUUCACACUUACAAAGCGCAGGUAGCAGUUGUGAAAUCGAGAGACAUGCACUGGUCUCUGCUUGCCCAGAGAGACCAGAGAGACAUCAGCCUGAGCUCAUUGCGCAUGCUGAUUGUAGCCGACGGCGCUAACCCAUGGUCGAUAUCCUCCUGCGAUGCUUUCCUCAAUGUGUUCCAGGCACGUGGGCUUCGACCUGAGGUGAUCUGUCCAUGUGCCAGUACCUCUGAAGCCAUGACUGUCGCCAUCCGCAGACCUCCAGAAAUGGGCGUUCCUCCUCCAGGGAAGGCUGUGCUGUCCAUGGGUGGGCUGAGCCACAGUGUAAUCCGUGUGGACACAGAGGAGAAACUCUCUGUCCUUACAGUGCAGGAUGUGGGACAGGUCAUGCCUGGAGCUCUUGUUUGUGUGGUGCGGGUGGAGGGGACACCAUAUCUCUGUCAGACAGAUGAGGUUGGAGAAAUCUGCAUAAGCUCAGGUACCACUGGUGUAGCUUACUAUGGCCUCCCAGGCAUGACCAAGAACAUUUUUGAGACCAUCCCAGUGACAUUGUCUGGGGUUCCCAUCAGUGACCGAUCCUUCACCAGGACCUCACUGCUGGGCUUCAUUGGACCAGACAGCCUUGUGUUUGUUGUGGGGAAGAUGGACGGGCUGAUGGUGGUCAGUGGGCGGAGACACAACGCUGAUGACGUUGUUGCCACAGCUCUGGCAGUGGAACCCAUGAAGUUUGUGUACAGGGGAAGAAUAGCGGUGUUUUCUGUGUCUGUGCUGCGUGACGAGAGGAUUGUUGUUGUGGCAGAGCAGAGGCCGGAUGCUUCUGAGGAAGACAGCUUCCAGUGGAUGAGCCGUGUCCUCCAGGCCAUAGACAGCAUCCACCAAGUUGGGGUGUACUGUCUGGCUUUGGUCCCUGCCAACACGCUUCCAAAAGCUCCUCUGGGUGGCAUCCAUAUAUCUGAGACCAAACAGCGUUUCCUGGAGGGUGCCUUGCACCCCUGCAACGUCCUUAUGUGCCCUCACACUUGUGUCACCAACCUGCCAAAGCCAAGACAAAAACAACCAGAAGUUGGUCCUGCUUCUAUGAUUGUGGGAAACCUGGUGGCAGGCAAGAGGAUAGCACAGGCAUGUGGGAGAGAUGUGGCACAACUAGAGGACAAUGACCAGGCACGUAAGUUCCUGUACAUACAGGAUGUGCUACAGUGGAGAGCUCAGGCGACUCCAGAUCAUCCUCUCUUCCUUGUUCUCAAUGCCAAGGGCACGGUGGCUAGCACAGCUUCCUGUCUGCAGCUGCACAAGCGAGCAGAGCGGGUGGCCGUAGCUUUGAUGGGACGCCUAAACACUGGAGACCAUGUUGCACUCGUCUACCCGCCAGGUAUUGACCUUAUUGCCACCUUCUAUGGCUGCCUGUACGCUGGCUGUGUGCCGGUCACAGUCAGACCCCCACACCCACAGAACCUGGCCACCACCCUGCCCACUGUUAAGAUGAUUGUUGAGGUCAGUAAGUCGGUGUGCAUCCUGACCACCCAAGCAAUAAUGAAGCUGCUGAAAUCCAAAGAGGCUGCUGCUGCUGUGGACGUCAAGAGCUGGCCCAUGGUGCUGGACACAGAUGACCUCCCCAGAAAGAAGAGUCCACAGAUGUACAAGCCCCCAACCCCAGAGAUGUUAGCUUACCUGGACUUCAGUGUGUCCACAACAGGCAUCCUAGCAGGAGUCAAAAUGUCUCACGCUGCCACCAGUGCCUUGUGUCGCUCCAUCAAGCUGCAGUGUGAGCUCUACCCUUCCCGGCAGAUUGCCAUCUGUCUUGACCCCUACUGCGGCCUCGGCUUUGCUUUGUGGUGCCUCUGCAGCGUGUACUCGGGGCAUCAGUCGAUCCUGGUUCCCCCUCUGGAGCUGGAGAGCAACGCAUCUCUCUGGCUCGCCGCAGUCAGUCAGUACAAAGUGCGAGUCACUUUCUGCUCCUAUUCAGUCAUGGAGAUGUGCACCAAGGGCCUGGGUUCACAAACAGAAGCGCUGCGGUUGCGAAAUGUGAACCUGUCCUGUGUGCGCACGUGCAUGGUGGUAGCAGAGGAGCGGCCCCGCAUAGCACUUACUCAGUCCUUCUCAAAGAUCUUCAAAGACUUGGGGCUUUCACCACGAGCCGUCAGCACCACCUUUGGGUGCAGGGUGAAUGUGGCGAUAUGUCUGCAGGGCACAGCCGGCCCUGACCCCACCACUGUUUAUGUGGACAUGAGAGCUCUUCGUCAUGACAGAGUUCGCCUGGUGGAGCGAGGGUCACCACACAGCUUACCAUUAAUGGAGUCUGGAAAGAUCCUACCAGGAGUUAAAGUGAUCAUCGCAAACACGGAGACCAAAGGACCCUUGGGAGACUCCCAUCUAGGAGAAGUCUGGGUGAGCAGUCCUCACAAUGCCACAGGCUACUACACGGUUUACGGCGAGGAGGCCCUGCACGCCGACCACUUCAGCACCAAACUCAGCUUCGGUGACACUCAGACUGUGUGGGCGAGGACGGGCUACCUGGGCUUCCUGCGGCGCACUGAGCUCACUGAUGCCAGCGGAGAGCGCCAUGAUGCCCUCUAUGUGGUCGGUUCUCUUGAUGAGACCCUGGAGCUGAGGGGGAUGAGGUAUCACCCGAUUGACAUCGAGACGUCCGUUAUCCGGUCUCAUAAGAGCAUAGCGGAGUGUGCGGUGUUCACGUGGACUAACCUCCUCGUGGUGGUGGUGGAGCUGGAAGGAUCUGAGCAGGAAGCUCUGGACCUGGUGGCCCUGGUCACCAACGUCGUCCUGGAGGAGCACUACCUCAUCGUGGGGGUGGUGGUGGUGGUCGACCCCGGCGUCAUUCCCAUAAACUCCAGAGGGGAGAAGCAACGCAUGCACCUCAGAGACGGAUUCCUCGCCGACCAGCUGGACCCCAUAUAUGUGGCUUACAACAUGUGAGGGUCCGGCUGCUGGAGAGCGACACCUACCUGUGACUCCUCACACGACAGAGACCGCAGGGGCGGAAACAAAUAUGGCGCUUGUAACGGUCGUCCGGGGGCCCCCCACAUCCGAAUGGUUUCUGUGGAGAGAGAGCACGCUGCCCUCCUGUGGCUGACUCACUGAGGAGAAUACAGUAUGAAAGAAACACGGAGACAAAGGAGAAAAAAAAAGUGACACUAUUUGUUUCUCUGGUUCUUUUUAUUUUUUCCUCCCUCUCUCAACAAAUAGUGUUUUAAAGGGCAUUCGGGUUUUUGUUGAAGUGAGUUUGGUUUGUGUUAAAUCCAGAACAUCUGACGGAAAUUAACCAAGUUGUUAAGAUUUAAAUUGUACGACGGAGUGUUAGGGUCAAACUGAAGAAUUUUCUUUUUUUAAUCUUUCGAGAAUAAAGACAUAAUAUUAUGAGAAUAAAGUCGUAAUCUUUCGAGAAUAAAGUCGUAAUAUUAUAAGAAUAAAUGUAUUAUUAUUAUUCAAGCAAAAUCUCAUAUGAUCAGCUGCAAACCUGCGUCCAGAUGAGGAACACAGAGCAUUUUGGUGAAGUGACAUUUUGAUUGGGGCUUCACAAAUAAAGAAGUACUUACUUUUUUUGGCACAUCAGCACCACUUUAUCUUUAGCAUCAGGACUUUGAAAAGAUUGUGAAAGAAACCGAGUCUGUUUGGAAGAAAGAAUCACACAGACUUGGAGAAAAUCAUCUCUUUUGUGGAGGAGGAAAUGUCCGGUAGUGGUCGACUGCAAGGAUAACGCUGGUUACACCUGUGUUCUGUUGCUGUUUAAUAAUAAUAUAUUAGAUAAUGAUAAAAAAGAAUCUCAUAAUAUUACGACUUAAUUCUCUGAAGAUUAUGACUUUAUUCUCGGAAAAAUUACGACUUCAUUCUCGGAAAAUUACUACUUUUUUAAUAUUACGCCUUUAUUCUAGUAAUAUUAUGACUUUUUUCUGGUAAUAUCACGACUUUAUUCCCGAAAGAUUAAACUGUUUAUUCUUCUGUUCAGUUUGGCCCUAAUACUCUGUCGUAAAAAUUGUACACUGUGCCAUUAACUUAUUUGACUUAAAUCAGUCUCAAAAGGAAACAACAACAACUGUUCAUUUUGUUUGCCAUACACUCGUGCCAUAGAACAGGACUAAUGUCAGUAACCAAACCUUGUUUCUAUCUAAGCUGUCAGAUGUUUCACCAGCACCACAGUCACGACAUGUGUCACUUGUGGCCACAUCCUAAUAUUAACAUCAUCUUAUGGCGUCAGUGCAGAAGCACAAAGCAGUGGUGUUGGGGCGCGGAAAAAAGGGGGCAAUAAUUAGUGUUCUUUGUUGCUCACUCCAGCAGCAGCAGUGCUUUAGUUUGUAGUAACAAAAAAGAAAAAUGCUUCAAAAUAACGCCGCGUUCAGACAAAAUCUUUCAUUCAUUUCCUUGUGUGCGAUACUGUUCUUGUUUUUCUUCUGACCAAAAUGCAAUAUGAGUGAUGUGAAAGUUGGCCGCAGACAGACGGUAAAGUACCAACCUUUCAAGGCCACGCUAAAUAAACAGAGGAAUAUAAUUGUUGCUUACAGUAAGCAGCGUUGCCAGAUGAUAAGAACCAAGCCUUAAAUGUCUUUUCAGAUGCCUCUCCGUGUCUCAGCUCCUGCUUAACUCAGUUUUGUGAAGUCUAUCAGCGGCUGGACAGGGGGAGGAAUAUGCAGAAGGAGGUUCGUGUGCUAAAUGUAACGCUCUUGUUUCAUCGACGAAUACACUUGAUCCUGACAUCAGCCGUUAGAGACACACACACUUGCUCCGUUAAAUCUUUUUAAUAACGUCUUGUCCCUCUCGUCGGUGGAGUUCAAUGUUUUUAUAGCGAAAGGCGUUGCAGUAGUGAUAAGGUUUGAUGCAGAAUGACACUCACGAGCCUCGUGUUGUGACAUCCCCGUCUCAUUGUUAUGUUGUAAACAUUCACUCCGCUGUGUUUUGAUUCUUCCUUUUUUUUCUUUUUUCUACAUCUCUUCAGUUACAGGCUCCGGCCUGCUGUAAGUAUGUACAGGUAUUUUUGUGUAAAUUAUUAAUAGGUGGAGAAGAUGACAGAAAAGUAUAAUGCAAAGACUGAAUCUGGCGCUUACGUCGUCUUCUCCCGUGAGCCAACAAAGAGUUAUGUGUGGACAAUGAGAGAGAGACGGAGAGAGAGAGAGAGAGAGAGACGGGUGAUAUUUUUUAAAGUGUGGGACGGCGGCGGUGAGACAAAGCACACGUGGAGCUCGAGAAGACGGAUUAUGUUCUGAAGCAAACUUAAGUUGUUAACAUUUGUCCGAUAUACAGUAUGGUUAGUUGUCAUUAUUUUUCACAACAUGAUUUCUUAAUGAAUAAAACAAAAACCAACCUUUUAACUUGAAA